Aegilops tauschii subsp. strangulata is the source of this 492-nucleotide messenger RNA. NCBI's taxonomy places the organism in Eukaryota, Viridiplantae, Streptophyta, Magnoliopsida, Poales, Poaceae. The record is from RefSeq and is a predicted model, not a curated record.
AUGGCCCAUGGCGCUCCUCCAUCGCCUGGUCCCCAGAUCGGAUCGGGCCUCCCUGGCGAUCACGUCGCCCCGCCAAACGUAGCGGCGGGUGAUCUGUUCUCGUGCGGCGCUCCUGCCACGGCUCAUGGUGGGCCGCCGCCGCCGUCGUCCUGGAUGGCGCCGCCUUCCGAUGCGCCUCCUGCCCCGCACCACUACGACGUGUCGUCCCAUCACUACGGCGCGACGCCCCACCAACCCUACCCGGCGCCACACCAACCCUACCCGGUGUCGUCGCCGUCGCCUCAUGGGGCUGCUGCUGCUAUGCAGCCCUACUCGGUGCCCCCGACGCACCUCUACCCUGUGGCGCCCCAAGCCUACCCGGCUCCAUCGCAGCCGCCCCAUGUGGCUGCGGCUGCCCUACAGUAUGGGGCGCCAGCUGUGGCGUCCUAUGGCGCCCCGACGGCUGGUUCUGUCGGGUUCUAUCCGUCCUACUCGGGACCGGCUGCACAUUAG